UUCAUUUGCCAUAACGAAGGACGAUAAAUCAUCGAGCCGAAUUUAGAUCUGCAGGCCUUUCAUCUUCAUCUUCAUCUUCAUAUUCGCUUCGCUUCCAUCGAAUCCAUGAAAACGGAGAGGAUCGCGGCAUAUUCAGUCUCCGUAGUUGUUUAUUAAAAAAAAAUCUAAGCAAUGGGAUGCUCUGCUUCGCUUCCGGAUAGGAAUUCUGGAGGUUUAAGCGGUGUUAACAGUUCAGAAAAUGCGCCUCCAACAGAUGCCAAAAAUCUACGCGUAAAAUUAGUCCUCUUAGGAGACUCUGGUGUUGGUAAAAGCUGUAUUGUCCUCCGGUUUGUGCGCGGUCAGUUUGAUGCCACAUCAAAGGUAACUGUUGGAGCUUCAUUCUUGUCCCAAACAAUAGCUUUGCAAGAUUCUACCACAGUUAAGUUUGAAAUAUGGGAUACGGCGGGGCAAGAGAGGUAUUCCGCACUUGCACCGUUAUACUAUCGUGGAGCUGGAGUUGCUGUUAUUGUGUAUGAUAUAACAAGUCCAGAUUCAUUCAAGAAAGCUCAGUACUGGGUUAAGGAACUGCAAAAGCAUGGAAGCCCGGACAUAGUUAUGGCUUUAGUUGGUAACAAGGCAGACCUUCAUGAAAAGAGGGAAGUUCCAGCUGAGGAUGGAGUGGAGCUUGCGGAGAAGAAUGGCAUGUUCUUCAUUGAGACGUCGGCAAAGACAGCAGAUAACAUAAAUCAACUUUUCGAGGAACUCGGCAAGAGGCUUCCUCGACCUCCUCCUCCUCCUCCAUGAUCUAAUGGGUUUUUUGUUUCCAACGUAUGUGACAGUAUUCUUCUUCCCAUUAUGCGUGCUUGUGAGUGAACCCAUCAUUUUUUUUGUUGUUUGUAAAAAAAAAAAUAGUUAUGCGUAUUAUAAUACAGAGGAUGGAUUUGUCAUUU
This is a messenger RNA of Tarenaya hassleriana, 929 nucleotides long. RefSeq names its product ras-related protein RABF1. Bases 172 to 783 code for a protein of 203 amino acids. NCBI's taxonomy places the organism in Eukaryota, Viridiplantae, Streptophyta, Magnoliopsida, Brassicales, Cleomaceae. Gene Ontology annotation, molecular function: GTPase activity; GTP binding. The record is from RefSeq and is a predicted model, not a curated record. The transcript is spliced from 8 exons.